Molecule: messenger RNA, 744 nt
Organism: Scheffersomyces stipitis CBS 6054
Lineage: Eukaryota; Fungi; Ascomycota; Pichiomycetes; Serinales; Debaryomycetaceae
Gene: RFA2
Product: Rfa2p
Exons: 1
Coding region: 1-744 (247 amino acids)
Biological process (GO): DNA replication; double-strand break repair via homologous recombination; nucleotide-excision repair
Cellular component (GO): DNA replication factor A complex; chromosome, telomeric region; nucleus
Molecular function (GO): DNA binding
Source: RefSeq, a predicted model, not a curated record
AUGGCGGAUUUCUACGAUGGCGAAUUCAGUGGGGGUUUCACGACUGAAAAUGCUCCUAACUCUCAGUCUGAACCCAGAACCAGAACCAGUUUGACUCCUGUUACUAUUAAACAGAUUAAUGAUGCUACACAGCCAAUCCCAGACGGCAAUUUUAAGGUCAAUAACGUAGAAUUAAACAUGAUAAGCUUUGUUGGAAUUGUGCGUAGUGUUGAUCUGUUGCCCUCAGCUAUUCUGGUGACAAUCGAAGAUGGCACCGGUACGACUAAUGUCAGAAAGUGGGUAGAUGAAAACUCCGGAACACCAGCUGAGGCCGAAGAAAAGUACCGCAUGUACCUUGAUAAAUAUGUCUACGUUACAGGUGCAUUGAAGUCAAUGUCCAACAAGAGUUACAUUCAAAAUGCACUGGUCAUGCCUGUAAAGGACCAUAACCAGGUCUUGUCGCACGUGUUAAGCGCUAUUCACCAUCACUUGCUUGCUCAGGGAAUCAAGCCACGCCCCAAGGAUGAAAAGCUGUUGUUUGUUUCCGAGUCGGCAUCGACGUCCGCACCCCAAUUAUCUAUCAAAGAACGUAUAAUGAAGGUGGUUAGGGAUCACAGUCCGCUGAUGGUGGAAGGUGUGCCUCCAAGAUUGAUUUCUCAGAUCGUGGGGAUUGGCCAGGACGAAGUCACCAAGAUUUGCACAGAAUUGGUGGAUAGAGGCGAACUAUACGGAGGCCUGGACGACAACACAUAUCUCUUAGAUUAA